AUGCUGGCGCGGUCCCGGUUGCCGAACCUCUUACCCCGGCUCUGUACCUUCCGUCCUAGCCUCACCAUGAGCAGCGUUACCGGUACCGUCACUGUCAACCAGCCCCUCAACUACCGGGCCGGCGCCCGCGUUCAGCCCGCUGACGGUGGUCAGGCCGAGGAGGUGUAUGAACCGGCCACAGGUCGAGUGAUUAGCAAGCUACUCUGCUCUGGGGAGAAGGAGGUUGAUCUGGCUGUGCAGAGUGCAAAGGCUGCCUUUAAAAUAUGGAGCCAGAUGUCUGGCAUGGAGCGAAGCAGGGUACUGCUGGAGGCUGCCAGAAUUAUUCGGGAGCAGAGAGAAGAAAUCGCCACCUUGGAAACCAUCAACAAUGGGAAAUCCAUCUUUGAAGCCAGAGUGGACAUUGACAUCUCCUGGCAGUGCCUGGAGUAUUACGCAGGACUGGCAGCAUCUCUAGCUGGUGAACACAUCCAGCUUCCUGGAGGAUCCUUUGGGUACACUCGGAGAGAGCCCCUUGGGGUGUGUGUUGGGAUUGGAGCCUGGAACUACCCUUUCCAGAUUGCCUGCUGGAAGUCUGCCCCAGCCUUGGCUUGCGGCAAUGCGAUGGUCUUCAAGCCUUCUCCCUUCACCCCCAUUUCGGUGGUGAGGUUGGCAGAGAUCUUCACAGAGGCCGGUGUACCCAAGGGGCUCUUCAACGUGGUGCAGGGUGGAGUGGCCACAGGCCAGUUCCUCUGUCAUCACCCAGAUGUGGCCAAAAUCUCUUUCACUGGUAGUGUGCCAACUGGCGUCAAGAUCAUGGAGAUGGCAGCUAAAGGGAUCAAACCAGUCACCCUGGAGCUGGGAGGCAAAUCCCCCCUUAUCAUCUUUUCAGACUGUGCCUUGGAGAAUGCUGUGAAUGGAGCCCUCAUGGCAAACUUCCUCACGCAGGGCGAGGUAUGCUGCAACGGCACACGGGUGUUUGUGGAGAGGAAGAUACUGGAUGUCUUCACAAAGGAGGUGGUGAAACGCACCCAGAAAAUUAAAGUUGGAGACCCACUUCUGGAAGACACACGGAUGGGAGCCCUCAUCAACCGGCCCCACCUGGAUCGUGUCCAGGGCUUUAUCAAGCAGGCAAAGGAGCAGGGGGCAGAGGUGCUGUGUGGAGGGGACCUGUAUGUGCCAGAUGACCCGAAGCUGAAGAAUGGCUACUACAUGCGACCCUGUGUGUUAGGGAACUGCAGGGAUGAUAUGACGUGUGUGAAGGAAGAGAUCUUCGGGCCUGUCAUGUCCAUUCUGCCGUUUGACACAGAGGAGGAGGUUGUGGAGAGAGCCAACAACACCAAAUUCGGCCUGGCAGGUGGUGUCUUCACCAGGGAUAUCCAGAAGGCUCACAGAGUAGUAGCUGCUCUCAAAGCCGGGAUGUGCUUUAUUAACAACUACAACAUCAGCCCUGUGGAGCUGCCUUUCGGAGGAUACAAGGCAUCAGGAUUUGGCAGAGAGAAUGGGCGGGCAGCCAUCGAGUACUACUCGCAGCUGAAGACUGUCUGUGUGGAGAUGGGUGAUGUGGAAUCUGUGUUUUAGUGGCUCUGGGGCCUGCUCAAGGGAGUAUCAGCAACUUCUUGCCUGUCAGCCAGAGAUAUGGAUCAUUUACACAGCAAUAAAGUGCUCUAAAAUUGUAAGUGCCUGGGGGGGAGCAUAGCUGAAGCAACUUGUAACCAACCUCCUCCUGCACACAGGACUCAGCCCGUGGGCCUGCUCUG
Messenger RNA from Balearica regulorum gibbericeps (East African grey crowned-crane), 1736 nucleotides. RefSeq names its product aldehyde dehydrogenase 9 family member A1 (gene ALDH9A1). Gene Ontology annotation, molecular function: oxidoreductase activity, acting on the aldehyde or oxo group of donors, NAD or NADP as acceptor. NCBI's taxonomy places the organism in Eukaryota, Metazoa, Chordata, Aves, Gruiformes, Gruidae. The record is from RefSeq and is a predicted model, not a curated record.